Molecule: messenger RNA, 867 nt
Organism: Ascochyta rabiei
Lineage: Eukaryota; Fungi; Ascomycota; Dothideomycetes; Pleosporales; Didymellaceae
Exons: 2
Coding region: 1-867 (288 amino acids)
Source: RefSeq, a predicted model, not a curated record
AUGCAUAUCUCGAGAUCACGGCCUGUUGUGCAUAUCAAGUGCUGCUAUCUGAAUCGCAGCUUUCCAACGUCACAUCGCAUGCGAUUCUCGAACACAAGCUUUACCGCACGGCAGGUCCAAACAAUAUCUCACUUCACAUUAUACCCAACGUCAGCUAUGCGUUCCUUGAGUUUUCUGCUCGCACUCCUCUUUGCUUGCGCGGCGACUUCCUACGCCUGGCCUAGUGUUAACUUUCCACCUCUCGAGCCUCGCAGGCAUGGAAACGAUACCGAGUCUAACGGUACGGAGCGCGCCCUUAAAAAGUCAUGUCGAAAAAUACGCAACCUCGCUGUCCUCUCCGGGCUUGCAAGUAACCAGACGAAAUUGGAUGCAUGGGUCGCAGAGGGCAGGCUCAACACCGCCGAAGUCGACGCCAUUAAGGCAAAGGCCGCAAACGCUACGACGGAAUUGCAGUCUUUGCAGACCAACACCACACUCGUCGGUGAAUGUACCGUUGUGAACGCUGAGCGCGAGAGUGUCAAGCAGUGCAAGCAGAUGAUGAAGUUGGCUAAAUUGGCUUCGCUGGCAGGGAAUGAUACUGCCACGGCUGCUUUCGAGCAGAAGAAGGGUCUGAACGAGACGGGUAUCGAGAACCUGAAGGCGAAAAUUGCAGAGGCUUCGACUAAGCUGCAAGAGAUGCAGUCCAACACCACUCUCACGAGCUUCUGUACUCAGCGACAGCAGCAGAACGGCGACGCUUCGGAUGCUGAUGAUACGGCUGCAGGCUCAGUUCAGCAGGCCAGCGGUGGCGCAGCAGGUCUUACUGCGCAAACCAUUACCUAUAUACUUGCAUCGGCGCUGGCCGCGGUCUUCACCUUGUUCCUCUAG